AUGAAGCUUUUCCUGUUGCUUUCCGUUAUUCUAUUCAAUUUUUGGAUACAUUGUGAAGCAAUCGAAUGCUAUUCGGGCUUGAAAGUAAUCGCUGGGCAGGGCGUAGGAACUAACACAAUUAACUGUGAGAAUAGUGGAGCACAAUGUUACAACAUGACAGCCAAUGCUGCUAAUGUUUAUUUGGACGUUGUAAAAACUGGAUGCUCAUUAUGGAGAUGUAUGUUAGCUAAAGAUCGUUGUAUCUCCACUACAUUCAAAAAUAUUCCCAUAAGCUUAUGCUGUUGCAGCGGCAGUCGAUGCAACGCGGGAGGACAAAUUGAAAACAAAGGCAGUUUUUCUGGUAACAAUGCCGAACCAUCGGGAUCAAAUGAUAAACGUAAAGAGAUCGAAGCGGAAUUACGGAAUGGCAAUUUAGAUGAUGACAAUAGUUUCCAAUCAAAUCGUGCUAAUCGUCGUGGAGGAUGGGAUAAUUGA
Auanema sp. JU1783 is the source of this 474-nucleotide messenger RNA. NCBI's taxonomy places the organism in Eukaryota, Metazoa, Nematoda, Chromadorea, Rhabditida, Rhabditidae. The record is from the annotation of a GenBank genome assembly.